This is a messenger RNA of Erythranthe guttata (spotted monkey flower), 557 nucleotides long. Lineage: Eukaryota; Viridiplantae; Streptophyta; Magnoliopsida; Lamiales; Phrymaceae. The record is from RefSeq and is a predicted model, not a curated record.
CGAUCAUAUCCAUUGAGUUAAAAGUAUUUAAUUUACAGAUAUUCGAAGCAUACGAAUGACAAACGGUAGGUCUCGUAAUCCUCCGAUUGCUCAGAAAACACGAACAUCCUUAAACGAUUUGCUAGAAAAUAAAGUGAUGCAGACGAUAAAAGAUACCGAACGGCCUCCUCCGAGGUAUACAUGUGUAAGUAUAUUAGGCGUAUGCGGACUAACGUGCACCGAACAACAGUGUAAAUCAUGGUGCAUUGAUUACUUUGGUACUCUUAAUCCAUGGGCACACUGUGAUGAAUUUCCAGGAGUUGAUGCUAAGUUUUGCUAUUGUGAGCAUUGGUGCAUGAUAGCAACAUCACCAGCACCUCUUCAUUAAUUAAUAGUUUUGGGUUCAAUUCCAAUUUUAUAAAUAAAAAUAUUGUAAUAAAAAAUAAAUAAAUAAUAAUUAUUAUUAAUAGUUUUGGUCCCUCAUGUUUGCACGCACGUUUUUCACUUUCCAUAAACAGAAGAUAAUUUUUUACCAUAAGAGAGAACUUUACAACAUGUGCUAACGAACUAAAUAUAAA